This is a messenger RNA of Nestor notabilis (Kea), 1666 nucleotides long. It is a transcript of the gene IL22RA1, whose product is annotated as interleukin 22 receptor, alpha 1. The annotation marks the transcript as partial. The record is from RefSeq and is a predicted model, not a curated record. Gene Ontology annotation, molecular function: protein binding. NCBI's taxonomy places the organism in Eukaryota, Metazoa, Chordata, Aves, Psittaciformes, Psittacidae. The transcript is spliced from 5 exons.
GUAUGGAGAAAAAUCCUGGCUGAACAAGCCCGAGUGCCAGAGCAUCACACAGCCCUUCUGCAACCUCACUCGUGAAACAGAAAACUUCACAGAGCACUACUAUGCCAGGGUGAGGGCCACUGCCCAGAACCACUGCUCCUCCAACUGGGUACGCUCAGAAAGAUUUGAGCCCAGGAAAGAGACUGUUAUUGGAGCACCAACAGUGGAGUACAUUCCUUAUGUACGCUCCAUAAAGUUCCUUAUCCGGCCCCCCUACACUCCGCUGAGAGGCGAGGAUGAGCGCCAGCUAACCAUAGAGGAUGUUUAUAGCAAACUUGGUGCUGUGGAGUAUCACUUAACAAUAUUCAACCAAAGGACACACCAAAAGUGGACAAAGAAUGAGCACAACAAAGAAUUUGAAGUUUCCAACUUGGACCCAGCCACUGACUAUAACGGAACAGUGUAUAUCUCUCUCCUCCAGAGAAGCAGCAAAUCUCAAGUGUUUUGGGUUAGAACACUAGCAGACCACACGUGGCUCCUGUACUGCUCCGUGGCACUCACCCUCUGUGCUGGACUGGUGUUUGCUGCCGUUACCUUUGGGAUCUACAAGUACGUCAAGCAGCAGAGUGUGCAGCCCAUGUCUCUGGACUUCAGAGGGAUUUCAUCAUUCCAGCCUCUUACACUGACAGUGGAACAUAUUAUAAAGCCCAUUACUUUAUCCAAACCUUCGCUUCUCAUCCCUGAAGUGCAGCUACCACAGAUCAGCCAACAUUUGGACACAGCACUGGAGCCGCCAUGGUCUUCCCAUCCACCAGAGACUGCCUAUCAGCAGCAGUCAGAUGUGCCAACGCUCCGGCCGCCCGCACGGCCACCCUGUGUGCCCACUGCAGCUCCCAUCAGUUACACUCCUCAAAGAGACCAGCAGAGCAUUCUCACUGCCACAUCCAGCAAAGUCCUGCAGAGCAUUCCCGCUGCCACAUCCAGCAAAGUCCUGCCCCUCACCUAUGGGGUGUGUGUCGACAGCACAGACCAUGCGGACAAGGAGAAUUUACAGCCAGACCAAAUGCUGAAGGAAGUCCCUCCAGAAUGUUCUGCUGGUGGGAAGCUCAUAAAACAGGUGCUGGGCAAGAGCCACAACCACUGGAAUUACAAAGAACAGGGGCCAAACCUGGCACUGUGGAACAGCAGUGACACAGGGGAGACAGUUCUCUUACAGGGGAGCCCUGAGCAAACACAGCAGCUGCUGCUGCAGACUGAUGGGAUGGGAAGGAAAGUGCCUGUAUCCCGGCUGUCACUGCCUUUGCUGGAACAACGAGGAUGCUACAGACAACAGACAGAACUGCCUGCAGUGAGAGCUGACACAGACUGUGCUCCAGAGGACAAGUUGUCACCUCUGUCAGCAGCUCUCCUUUUCUCAGUCAAUUCUGGCAACAGCUUCCUUGGAGAGAACACCCCGGAGCGGUGGGUGUUGCCAGGUUCAUUCUUACAUCCUGCAAAUAAACUGCAGUUCCCAGAGACUCAAGAAAUGGAAAUGUUAACAGCAAUAAAGGAGCUCAGCUGCACAAAACUGAGCAUGUCCCAAGACACUGCCGCAGGCCGGGACAGCGGCACUCCUCUCACUAUGCUGUUCAAAGACCUGGACUUGAAAGUAAUGUGGGAUCAGGAUGAAAACAUGGAAUUUUAUUAG